Messenger RNA from Cebus imitator (Panamanian white-faced capuchin), 2286 nucleotides. RefSeq names its product hematopoietic cell-specific Lyn substrate 1 (gene HCLS1). Gene Ontology annotation, cellular component: site of polarized growth; plasma membrane; cortical actin cytoskeleton. The transcript has 15 exons. The record is from RefSeq and is a predicted model, not a curated record. Gene Ontology annotation, biological process: regulation of actin filament polymerization. Bases 429 to 1844 code for a protein of 471 amino acids. NCBI's taxonomy places the organism in Eukaryota, Metazoa, Chordata, Mammalia, Primates, Cebidae. Gene Ontology annotation, molecular function: actin filament binding.
AGACCAGGCACAGAAGCAUUUAAUCCUUUUUAAACUUAAGUGUCUAAAGAAGAAGGAACUGACUCAAACUUCAGGAAGUAGCUGUGAGGAUGCGGUGGCAGGAAAUGACAAAAACCUGAAUACGGAACUGAAGUGGCAGCUCAGUUUCUCUCUCCAAAGUGGCAGCAGCCAGAGAGGGAGUCGGUGUGGACGUGAGGAGCCGGACACUUAGAACAGAGGCUUGCACGGGUGGAGUGACAAAGGAAUCAUAUAUAGAAACCUGAGUGAAAUGAGGCCAUAAUUCUAGGGAUAUUAUAGCACCUGUCAUUGCCGACCACCUCCAGUCACUGCCUGGCUGGCCUCAGGACACAAGUGAACAAUUCCAGCAAUUUUGACUCGUGGGUUACCUAGUGUUACCCACACCCAUGAUGACUUCUCUCUAGCCACAGAUGUGGAAGUCUGUAGUGGGGCAUGAUGUGUCUGUUUCUGUGGAGACCCAGGGUGAUGAUUGGGACACAGAUCCUGACUUUGUGAAUGACAUCUCUGAGAAGGAACAACGGUGGGGAGCCAAGACCAUCAAGGGCUCUGGACGCACAGAACACAUCAACAUCCACCAGCUGAGGAACAAAGUAUCAGAGGAGCAUGAUGUUCUCAAGAAGAAAGAGAUGGAGUCGGGACCCAAAGCAUCCCAUGGCUAUGGAGGUCGGUUUGGAGUAGAAAGAGACAGAAUGGACAAGAGUGCAGUGGGCCAUGAGUACGUUGCCGAGGUGGAGAAGCACUCUUCUCAGACAGAUGCUGCCAGAGGCUUUGGGGGCAAGUACGGAGUUGAGAGGGACAGAGCAGACAAGUCAGCAGUCGGCUUUGAUUAUAAAGGAGAAGUGGAGAAGCACACAUCUCAGAAAGAUUACUCUCAUGGCUUUGGUGGCCGGUACGGGGUGGAGAAGGAUAAACGUGACAAGGCAGCUCUGGGAUAUGACUACAAGGGAGAGACGGAGAAACAUGAGUCCCAGCGAGAUUAUGCCAAGGGCUUUGGUGGCCAGUAUGGAAUCCAGAAGGACCGAGUGGAUAAGAGUGCUGUUGGCUUCAAUGAAAUGGAGGCCCCGACCACAGCUUAUAAGAAGACGACACCCAUAGAAGCCGCUUCUAGUGGUGCCCGUGGGCUGAAGGCGAAAUUUGAGUCCAUGGCUGAGGAGAAGAGGAAGCGAGAGGAAGAGGAGAAGGCACAGCAGGUGGCCAGGAGGCAACAGGAGCGAAAGGCUGUGGCAAAGAUGAGCCCUGAGGCUCCACAGCCAGUGGUAGCUAUAGAGGAGCCAGUGGUACCGGCCCCACUGCCCAAGAAAAUCUCCUCAGAGGCCUGGCCUCCAGCUGGGACUCCUCCAUCAUCAGAGCCCGAGCCUGUGAUAACCAGCAGGGAAAAUCCAGUGCCCUUGCUGCCCGUGAAGCUGACUCUCCCGGAGGACAACGAGGAGCCCCCUGCUCUGCCCCCUAGGACUCCGGAAGGCCUCCAGGUGGAAGAAGAGCCAGUGUAUGAAGCAGAGCCUGAGCCUGAGAAUGACUAUGAGGAUGUUGGGGAUAUGGACAGGCAUGAGCAGGAGGAUGAACCAGACGGGGACUAUGAGGAGGUGCUUGAGCCUGAAGGAUCUUUUUCCUCCGCUCCGGCUGGAUCAUCGGGCUACCCAGCUGGGGCUCUGGGGAUCUCAGCUGUGGCCCUAUAUGAUUACCAAGGAGAGGGAAGUGAUGAGCUUUCCUUUGAUCCAGAUGAUGUCAUCACUGACAUUGAGAUGGUGGACGAGGGCUGGUGGCGGGGACGUUGCCAUGGCCACUUUGGACUCUUCCCUGCAAAUUAUGUCAAGCUCCUGGAGUGACUGGAGCUAGCUGUCUGCUGCAACUGUGAUUUCCCAUGUCCAGAGUGGCUCUGCCUCCAGCCCUUCCCUAUUCCUGCUGCAAAUCUCUAACCAGAUGAGGUCCUAGGCAGACUUCCCUCUCCCCCUUCAUUAAGUGCUUGGGGCAGACAGCAUGGGGAAGGAGGUCCCCUUCCCCAGAGUACUCUCUACCCUGGAUGAACUCGUGGACAUUUCUCUUGUGGUCGUGCCGCCUUCCGCAUGAACACCUCUCUGCCACCCCAAGCUCUGCUCUCCUCCUCUGUGAGCUCUGGCUGCCCGGUUUUUUUACUUGGGAAAGUAUAUCUAGAUUGUGUGGUUUGCCUGGUUGUGCUAUUUGCCCACUUUCCGUCCCUGAAGAAAUCUCUGAACCUUUUCUCUCUUCAGCCCUAAAAUUCUAAAUAAAGUGGGAGUGUGGUCACCUCUA